AUGCGUCGCUUGAACUCCAUACUACUCCUUCUUGGCCUUUGUGCCCUAACGCAAACGCAGGCCUUGAGGGUCUUCGCCCGCACAGCGUUGCCCACUUCACGGGAGCUCGACGAUGAGGAGCCUGAGCCACAGGGACGUCUCUUCUCGAUUAUCCGAGAGACGGAGCCAGCGCGCUAUCCACUGUACGACCCCAAGCCGAUCAUAAUCUCGCAACCACCCCAGGCAUCGUAUCCACCACUGCCAUUCUACCAGAGUCCAGUACCAGCUCCACCGCCACCACCACCGCCAGCAGCAGCUCCAGCGCCUUAUCCUGUGCCACAGCCAAUUCCUUUCCCGGUACCAGUGCCACCGCCAAUUCCACCCACGAUCAUCAGGCCCAUCAUCAGCAGGCCACAUCAUCAUCAUAAUCCCGGCUUCGGUGGCUUUGGUUUCCCGCCAUUCAUCAACAUCACCUACUCGCCACAGGUGCCUGCAACCCGCUCAGGUUUCCUUAACCGUGGUGUCCAGGAAGCGCAAUUGAAUGAUCUUAACCAACUGUCGCAGUUGCUGUUCCCUCAAGAUCAGGCUCAGUUUAUGCCUCAGCAGCUGUCGCAGCUGCAACAGCUUCAACAGUUCCAACAAUUGCAGCAACUCUCUCAGCUACAGAACCAGGCACUGCCCACCAAUGUGGCCUAUCCGCCAUUCAACGGCAACGUCAACAACAACGCCAACAACCAAGAGGGCACCAUUACUUUGGCUCAAUUCCAACAGUUGCUUUCAAACUAUGUGCCAUCGCAACAACUGAUCGACAUUGAUAUGAAUGAAGAGCCGGAUCAGCGUAUCAAGAUGCGUCGCUCUCAAAAGUCCAAGAGGAAGUCCAAGAAAUCCAAGAAGUCCAGAGUCCAUCCUCAAACGGUUUACCUAGCCAUUGACCCCGUCCAAGGACAAUUGCCAAUCGAUGUUCAAGCGCAAGCUCAAGCUAACGCUCUACAGGCUUAA
Molecule: messenger RNA, 978 nt
Organism: Drosophila sulfurigaster albostrigata
Lineage: Eukaryota; Metazoa; Arthropoda; Insecta; Diptera; Drosophilidae
Exons: 1
Coding region: 1-978 (325 amino acids)
Source: RefSeq, a predicted model, not a curated record